Molecule: messenger RNA, 1752 nt
Organism: Aureobasidium pullulans EXF-150
Lineage: Eukaryota; Fungi; Ascomycota; Dothideomycetes; Dothideales; Saccotheciaceae
Exons: 6
Coding region: 1-1752 (583 amino acids)
Biological process (GO): SCF-dependent proteasomal ubiquitin-dependent protein catabolic process
Cellular component (GO): SCF ubiquitin ligase complex
Source: RefSeq, a predicted model, not a curated record
AUGUCUGCCGACGAUGAAGUUGUCACUACGGCAGUGAGAUUGCCUCCUGACGUCUGGCAGCUUCUCUUCGAUGAGCUUGCUGCACGUAACGACUUCUCGAGCUUGUACAACUGUGCCGUGUCUAGUAAACAUCUAGCUGGCUCUGGAGCUCUGGCAAAUCUCUAUCGCGCAAGUCACAAUGCACCAGUAAAAAGCGGAGGUAACGAAGCAUCGCCUCUGCAAGAGCAAGAAACAGCUGUUCAAAGGUGGUCCAUCCUAUGGAGAACCAUAUUGCUUUCUUGCACUGAAGAGACGUUGUUCCCGUAUUGUCACUACUUGAGAGUGCUUGAUCUACGGGAUCUCCAUGAGCUACUUGACGACGACAAGUUCAGAGGCAAGAUCCAGCAAAACUUCUUUUCUGGAUCUCUUGCCAGGUUUAACAUUACCAGCCAGACCAGGGGCAAGACCCGUGCUCUCAGAUCGAGCAAUAUGCGGCAGACAGUCGUUGCAAUUGGAGACGCUAUCGUCAAGGCUGCUCCAAUGCUCGAGGAGCUCACCGAGCCUAUUUUGAGCGAAUACAACAUCUUUACCAGUGCUUUGCCACGUUGGGCACCUGAUUUGAGUAGGCUAAGGUCGCUUGAACUGUGGGAUGGCAAGACCCUAGGCGAUGAAACCAUCCAAAAUCUGCUACACGAACAUUGCCCUCAUCUCAACAGAAUCAACAUCUAUCAAUGGCGCGAUGACGACUCUGACAGUCAGCUUGCACGAUUCUUGAACCAUAUGCCAAAGAACACACUGCAAUGGUUCGAAAACAUAGGAGAGUGCGGAAUCGGAAUCGAAACAUGCAAGGCGUUCAGCACACAUGCUGGAUCGCUGAAGUUUCUAUCACUUGCAGUCCCAGACAAGGGAAUCGAAGGGCUUGGACUGAUGCAGGACUGUACAGCGGUCGAAACGCUCAAGUUGCGUGACACGCAAGCACCGCACGACCUCAAGGAGAUGCAUAAAGAUACUCUGGAUGGCAUGAUAGAGUGGCUGAAGCAAUGCACCAAGCUGCGCGAAGUCAACUUGACUGAUUUUGUCUCAGCCCCUGAUAUCUUGACGCCAGCUCUGAGCGAGGAAGGUAUUGACUUGGAAGACUUACAGAUCAGCGCCAAAGAUGACUGUAUGUACGUAUUACGGGACCACCAAGACUUUCAUGCAGCCAUUGGUCUGCAGACGAAACUCCAGAGUCUGGUACUGAAGUCGGACCCCGAUCCCCUGGAGCCUGCCGCUCGUAAUCAGCUCUGCGAAGCUCUAUGCGAGUUGAGCGAUCUGCGAUACCUCGAACUCACUAGAACAUCCGAUUACUUCCAAGAUGAUCAACUACAGCUCAUUGGAGAAAACCUACUGAAGCUGGAAGAUCUCUCCGUCAGUGGUUGGCUCUUGAGCGAUCAGACCUUGAGAAAACUCUCAAAUUUGGGUAACCUGAAAACCGUCACUUUCAAUGGUCUAUCAGUGUUCACGGCGGAUGGCCUACUAGAGUUCAUUGACAACUUGGGACCAGGAAGUCGGGGCCUGGUUUUGUCGAUCGAUAUGGCAUCUCUAGAUGCGUCUUUGAGCAGUGAGGAGCAGGAUCUGAUUCGUGAGACUCUGGCGACCAAGGUGCAAGGUCGCUUCGAGUAUCAACUUGUGAGAGGUAAGACAGGCCACAACUUUCGGACAACCCAACCUCAUCUUACUGACAAUUAUUCAGAUCCUGACGUUCCUGAAUUUGACGAGUCAGAUUCGGAUUGA